Molecule: messenger RNA, 15583 nt
Organism: Venturia canescens
Lineage: Eukaryota; Metazoa; Arthropoda; Insecta; Hymenoptera; Ichneumonidae
Gene: Wnk
Exons: 26
Coding region: 981-13391 (4136 amino acids)
Biological process (GO): intracellular signal transduction; positive regulation of potassium ion import across plasma membrane; protein phosphorylation
Cellular component (GO): cytoplasm
Molecular function (GO): potassium channel inhibitor activity; ATP binding; protein serine/threonine kinase activity
Source: RefSeq, a predicted model, not a curated record
AAGAAGUAGUCAGAUUGUAGUAGUUGAAAAGUAGUAUCAAAAUGGUGAUUGCUUUGGGUGUUUUCGCGAUGAUAACAACUUAAUAUUCGCAAACCAAAAACGUGACUAUAUAAAAUAUCGUGUUUAGGAUUGCAAAACGCCGUCGUUAAAUACUUGAGAUUCUGUUCUAUUAUUCAUAUCUGUAGUUGAAUCAAGAGACAAGAAUGUGGAAACGAAGUGUUGGAAGUUAGUGGAAUUAUCUCAUUUGAGAAGAUUCUUUAAAGACAAAAAGUCUGCAAUGUAUGUUCUAACAAAUAUUGAAGAACAAUCUCCUCCUAACAUACGAAAAGCAGGUGUAUAACAUACUUUAACUUGAUGCAAGGAGAACAAAAUCAUUCCAACACAUUCCAAUUGAAUGAUGAAAAACAUGACCUUGUGUUAUGUCUGCAGAGUACUUGCGAAAAUGGGCAAUAACAAACUGGCAAGAAAAACCUCAAUACAUGGAAGCUCAAAUUAUAAAAGGAAUGGGUACUAAGCUUAAAUACUGUAAUCGAUCUCGGUCAAUACGAAAAUUGUGAAUUAUUGCACGUGAUUGAGUUCGGUGCCGAUGGAUUACCAAAUCGGAACAAAGAAAGAUGAAAAAUGCAUAUGAAUAACAUUAAAAUAAUUGAACAUUGAAUUGACAUUCAUUAGCGAUAUUGCCUAUAAGAAAACAAGCAUAUCAGCAUUCUCUCAUUGCAGAAAUAAUGUGUAUUAUUGCACCUACUAGAUAGUUUGAUUUCGUCGUAAAAUUAAAACCUCCGCAGUUUUAAACAAAAAAAGUAACAUGAAACUCUUCUCAGUGCAAAACAAAAGAUUGAUAGUUAUUAGUCAUUCUGAGGACUAGCAAUAAAUUAAAAGAGAAGUUGAGAACGGUAUUAUAGGGAAAAUAUUUAAAAAAUAAAAUACAUAAUUCAGACGAAAUAUAAAGAGGUGUGUAUAGAUUUCAAGUAUAGUGUGAAAUGCCGAGAUGUUGCAAUAAUAAAGAUAAAGCUGUGAAUUCAGUAAGUGACGAGACGAACAAGCAAAAUAAAACCGACGAGGCAACUUUUACACUGCGCUCAAUUCAUCAAGAUUCAACAUACCGUGAGAACCAGAAAAGUUACGCCGAUAACAAUGACCAUCCUCGGAAUCUAGAUCAAAAUUAUCAAGAACAGAAAAUUAAUGACUUUCUAAAUCGCAAACCUGUUGUCGAGAAAUCUCAUCGAAGAGUGCGUUGUGACCUCAGCCCAGUUCCAACCACUCAGAACAGUGGUUUGAAUAUUAAAUUACUCACUUUGAAGGGUCAUAAAAAUAUACGACCAGAACAUCUCGUCAGCUCCAGCAGCGGAUACAGGGGACGAGAAAAAGAAAUAAAGAAGAGAUCAGCUAUAGGCAACGUAGUGCGUGGUUUCUUCCCAUCUGGCCACAGCCGACAGGACAGGUAUGACACAUGCAGGCAACGUAGUUCAGAUAGAACCAGUAAUGUUGGCCUGGUCGGACUAUGUCCUAAGCUGGUGGCCGGAGGAGAUGGACAGGUUAGUCAAGGUGGCGGAAACGGUUUGGAAGUUGGUCACCUAGCUGCUCAGGACGCUGGAGGCCCCUGCGGUGGCUUCAGCACUACAGGUGCAUCCACUAAAGCUACUGAUGGUCUCUCUAAUCCUGUACAGCCGGCAGAACAUCAUAAAAAUUACAAUCACAGCCAUCGACGACAGCGGAAAUUCUUGACAUUUUCACAAUCAACCGCAAGUUCUAACUCGUAUGUUGAUCGAAAGAUACUGUCCAGCGCAAAUCGUUCCUCGAUCGUUCAGAGCAAGAAGCUGAAAUCGUUUUCCCACACACCACGCUCUACUAUUGAUGUUGUUGCCGAACCGAUAUCAAUAACGAGUCAUCGAAUGGCGACACCUUCUUCCCCAAAGAAACGGCAACCACGUGAGUUCACCGGAGGCCCAUCAACAAGCUCGAGCCUUCAGCGUACGCUUGCUUGUGUAAAUGACGGUUCAAGUAGUGAUCCUACUAUCAGCGAUGCUGAGGAAGCAAUCAACUCCGUUGAUGCCAUGUUCAGAGGAUCAGGUGACCUCACGCCAUCUUGCACAGGUUCCUUUCAUCAUGAUCAAGCGAAACCUAAGGGAAUAAGAUAUCAGAAAAAGACCGUAGAUGAUGAAGCUGAACGACCUGAAUAUUUCUCUAUGGGGUUUCGCCAUGAUUGCCAGGAUACAUCUGAAAAUAUAUCAUCUGUGAAUCAAGAACAAGAGAUUGAGGUUGAGUUACUUGAGGAACGCAAAACGACGACUCUUGCGUGUUCAUCAGAUGAAAUGGAGAAAAAACGUCACUAUCCGUCAUCAUAUACGCACAAGCAUUAUUCGUACAAGUCAUCCAAAACUUUCUCAGAAUCCUGGGAUUCCCGGAUGGUCUCAGUCGGACAUGGAGACGAAAUUUCCGAAAAACACAACGAUAUCGAAACACCAAAUGAAGGUGAAACGUGUGAAGAUACUAUUCAAGGGAGGACCAUAAUGACGUAUGAUACGGACGACAAUGAAACAAGUAUAAGCGAUAUCGUCGCUGUCCAAGCGCUUCAAGAAUCUCUCAGUAAAUUAAGCAACAUGGGGUCUCGUGAAACUGAAAUGAAACCGAUCGUGGAAAGUCGUGUAAAAAUAAUCAACGAUAAUAUCCAGCACGGAAAAACUGAAGAAUCUCCGACAAACAGUGUCACAAUCGUAAGCAGUGAAAUGGUCGUACAAGAAGAAAAUGUUGAAGUUUUUAUCGGUCCCUUGCUUGAUGAAAAUUUUAAAGCUGAUGAGAAACUUGAACAGAAGGCAAUGGCAAUGGAAGACGUUAGAACUUUACUCAUGCAAGUCAAAGUGCAAACCGUUGAGGAUGAUGAUGAUGAAGAAAAAGCUAUUGGAAUUUCACCGGACGGAAGGUUUUUGAAGUUCGAAGAGGAAAUUGGACGAGGCAGUUUUAAAACGGUUUACCGUGGUCUUGAUACGCAAACUGGGGUCGCUGUUGCUUGGUGCGAACUACAGGAAAAAAAAUUGAACAAGACGGAAAGGCUGAGAUUUCGUGAAGAAGCCGAGAUGCUUAAGGGACUUCAGCAUCCAAACAUUGUGAGGUUUUAUGACUACUGGGAAGUCACACUGACUCGAAGGAAGUAUAUAGUACUUGUGACGGAGCUCAUGACCUCUGGAACCUUAAAGACAUAUCUUCGGAGGUUUAAAAAAAUAAAUCCAAAAGUUGUGAAGUCUUGGUGUCGACAAAUCUUGAAAGGAUUAUCGUUUCUCCACUCACGAUCACCACCAAUAAUUCAUCGUGACCUUAAGUGCGACAACAUCUUCAUAACGGGUACGACUGGAAGCGUCAAGAUUGGUGAUCUGGGUCUCGCUACUCUAAAGAAUCGAAGUUUUGCGAAAAGUGUAAUCGGUACCCCUGAAUUUAUGGCGCCGGAAAUGUAUGAAGAACACUACGAUGAAUCAGUAGACGUAUAUGCAUUUGGUAUGUGCAUGCUAGAGAUGGCGACCAGUGAAUAUCCAUAUUCGGAAUGUACUGGACCUGCUCAGAUCUACAAACGAGUUGUAUCGGGUGUUAAGCCACAGAGUUAUGAUAAAGUAGAUAAUCCUGAAGUACGUGACAUAAUUGAAAUGUGUAUACGAUUGCAAAAAGACGAACGUCCGCUCGUCAAGGAUUUGCUUAGCCACGAGUUUUUUGCUGACGACGUUGGUCUUAAACUGGAAAUGGUAACACGUGAUCCAGCGGUCGCAGAUCCAGAGUUGUCACGGGUCGAAUUUCGUCUGCGCGUUCUCGAUCCAAAAAAGCGAACUAACAAACACAAAGAGAAUGAAGCGAUACAAUUUGACUUCGAUAUACGGAAUGACGAUGCUGAAGAAGUUGCUUCUGAAAUGGCUAAGUCAAGUCUUAUCCUUGAAGAGGAUGCCAAAGCGGUGGCAAAAAUGUUGAAAAUGCAAAUAGCUGGAUUAUUGCGGGACCGUGAGGAUCGGAAGACACGUGAUGAAAAGGAGCGAAUUGAUAGGGAAACUGUUGAAAACCAACAGAACACUACCAUCGACCCAGUGCAGCAACAGCUGCAAACUCCCCAACAACAACAACAACAACAACAACAACAACAACAACAACAACAACAACAACAACAACAACAACAACAACAACAACAACAACAACAACAACAACAACAACAACAACAACAACAACAACAACAACAACAACAACAACAACAACAACAACAACAACAACAACAACAACAACAACAACAACAACAACAACAACAACAACAACAACAACAACAACAACAACGGCAACAGCAACAACAAGAAUGGCAACAGCAACAACAAGAACAGCAACAGCAACAGCAAGAAUGGCAACAGCAACAACAAGAACGGCAACAGCAACAACAAGAACAGCAACAGCAACAACAACAAGAACAGCAACAGCAACAACAAGAACAGCAACAACAACAGCAACAGGCCCAGCAACAGCAGCAGCGACAGCAACAGCAACAACAAGAAUGGCAACAGCAACAGCAACAACAACAACAACAAGAAUGGCAACAACAACAGCAACAGCAACUACAAGAAUGGCAACAGCAACAGCAGCAACAGCAACAGCAACCGCAACCCCAGAAGCAGCACCCGCAACCGCAGCAGCAACAAAAAGAACGGCAGCAGCAACAACAAGAAUGGCAAGAGCAACAGCAACCGCAGCAGCAGCAACAACAACAACAAGAAUGGCAACAGCAACAGCAACAACAACAACAAGAAUGGCAACAGCAACAGCAACAACAACAGCAACCGGAAAUUCAACUUCAGCAGCAACAGCAACAGAUACAGCAACAGAAACAACAAGAAUGGCAACAGCGACCGCAACCGCAACAGCAACUGCAACCGCAGCAGCUGCAACCGCAACAGCAACUGCAACCGCAGCAGCUGCAACCGCAACAACAGCAGCAACAACAAGAACGGCAGCAGCAACCGCAACUGCAGCAGCAACAACCCCCACAACAAGAACCACAACAACAAGAACCACAACAACAAGAAUCACAACAACAAGAACCACAACAACAAGAACCACAAAAACAAGAACCACAACAACAAGAACCACAACAACAAGAAACACAACAACAAGAACCACAACAACAAGAACCACAACAACAAGAACCACAACAAGAACCACAACAACAAGAACCACAACAACAAGAACCACAACAACAAGAACCACAACAACAAGAACCACAACAACAAGAAACAAAAGAACAACAGUCACAAGUCCACCAACCACAACAACCAGAACCAUCAGAACAACAACCACGAGAACGACUACUGCAAGAAGAAAAACCACAACUACAACAACCACUACAACAACGACCUGAACAACAACAACCUCACCAACAACAACCACAACAAGAAAAAUCGAAUGAACAACAACAAGAACUACGACAACAACAAGAACCAGAACAACAACAUUUACGACAACGACAACCACAACAAGAACGACAACCACAACAACAACCAAAACAACAGGAACAACUACAACGACUACCACAAGAGCAACCAAAACAUCUGGAACAACAACUACAACAAUCACUAGAACCACGACAACGACGACAAGAACCAGAACCACAACAAGAAGAACCGCAACAAGAAGCAUCCCAACAACAAGAACCGCAACACCAGAAACUUCAACAACAACAGCAGCGACAACAACAACAACCCCAACCAAAAGAGCCCCAACAACAAGAACCUCAACAACAAGAGCCCAAACAUCAAGACCCACAAAAACAACUUCAACCAGAGCAACUCGAAAACCCCCAAAAACUAUCUCAACAACAACAGGCUCAACACGAAUCACGACAAUGGCCACCACAAAAGCAUCGGCAACAAGAAGUACCGCAGCACUCAUCGCUACAACCACAACACCUACAAGAACAGCAUUUUCAAUACCAAGAACGAGAUCAAAGACCACGAAAUCAACAUGCACCUCCACAAGAACAACAACAACAAUCGCAACAAGCGGAACAGCCGCAAGAACAAAUACUUCAUCCACGAGAACCACAACAACAACAUCAACGACAGCAACAACCACAUCAACAACAACCACAACAACCGCAACAAUCAGAACCACAAGAACAUCAUCAACAAUCAAAACAACAACCACUCCAACAAGAACACCAACCACAACUACAACAACCACAACAUCGUCAACAACUACGCCAAGAAGAACAACUUCUACCAGAAGAGUUACUUCCCCAACGCCCACAACUUGAUCAAAAGCAGCAGCAACCACCAAAACACGCUAAGCACGAAGUACAAGAUCACCAGCCACAACACCACCAAUCACAGCAAGAAUCCCAAGAACAAAAAACACAACUACAGCAGCUGCAUCAACAACAAUUGCAACAACAAGAACAACAAGCUCAACAACAACCGCUACAACUAUUACAACAACAACGACAACGUCCACAACACGAACCAAAACUGCAUUUACAACAAGGAUCAUUACUUCAGCAACCGCCACCGCGUCUACAACUUGAGAUUCCACACCAAUUAGGACGACACCAAAAAGAACAACAGCAGUCUCUGGAAGAACCGGAUGAUCAAUCCGAAGAACCUCAACUAUCAAUGCAUUUGCGUCAGCAACAAAUCAGUACAGCAACGAUUGCAAUCCAAAGUGCGCCAUCGGAAGUUCUAGAACUUACACAAUCUACGCAGAUGCAACACCACCAAAGUUUUGAACAAACUCACCAACUGCCGUUUCUUGGUGCAAGUCAUUUUCAACAACAGGAACGAGAAGAGUACGAACACCACCAACAAUUCCCUCAGCUGCCAGGAGGAGAAAAACAAUUAGAACAGCAACAAUUUCACAGAGGAAACCAACUCAUACAAGUAGUUUUGCAACGAUCACAUCAUCAGCAGGAACAAACACAACAUGAAGACCCAUACCUUCAAGAUUCGAAGCAAAAACCAAAACAACUGCAAAGCCAUCGAGUUCAGUUAGUACAGGAACAGCAGUCAGUGACGCAAGCCUCGCAGAGUAUCAGUCCACCUCUAGAAGCACAAGUACAAUACCACAAUGAACUAGGUACUUCACAACAAACGACCACCCAUCGACAACACCACCAGCUUGAAUCAGAAAAAUUACAACAAUCACACUAUUUUGGGCAAGAAAAAUUAGCGGAUGGCUCAGAUCUUCAAUCUUUGCAAAAUGCUUUUGUAUGUUCGCAAGAGUCAGAGCACUUGCAAUUCCAUGAACAACCGUCUCAGCAUUCUCAGGUUCAGCAUCAAUGUCAUUCGCACAACUCAGUACAAAAUCAACCAUCACCAACUGUGCAACAAUCUCAGCCGCUACAUCAACCUGUUCAAAUACAAAAUCUGCAAUCACAUAUUCAACAACAACAAUCUCAGAUCCUACAGCUGACACACCCAAAGGUACAGCAAACACAACCGCAACAGUCGAACCAGCAAUACCUACACUCUAAUCAAAUUUUCGUAAAACAGAAGUCGAUAAUUAAUCCAACAAGUGGUCAGCAAACCGCUUUGCAAUCACAGGUGACAGCUACUUCACUACAACAACCUCAUUUUCAACACCAUAAUCCCAUUCCUCAUGGACAAGACUACUCACAAUAUUCUCCGAGACAACAGUUGCCGCACAUGCAGCAGCUGCACCAUUCACCAAUAAGUUCCUCACCACCGAUAGCUGAACUACCACAGUAUUUUCCCCAGACUGGGUUGCUUUCAGGCACGUCACACAUAAGUCCUACUAUUAUUCAACAGACAAAUACCCUUGAUAACACACAACCGUCGAAUUCGACCACACUUGCUGCUUCAGAUGUUUCGACGAGUUCACAACAGUCAAGUGAUCAUUCGAAUCAGCUUUAUUCGAUAAGUACCGCCGAAACAUACAUACGAGAACAGCCACUAACACAACAGAUUCUGUUAAUGCAAACAGCUACGAGUGCCAAUGUCAAUGAGGUUCAAAAUUUGACACAAAUUAAAACAUCACAGGCAACACAGACAAGUACUGUUUCAAGAACUGUUUCGAAUACAUCGGCUUUUAUCAGGACCAUGACUCGUCAGGAACAACCAUCUCAGAAAAACAUGCCAGUUGAAUCGCAAUGUACAACCAACACAAUCGCGAAUGACGUUGUUCUCAUUGAUGAUAUUGCGAUCCAUCCGCUACAACCCACUAAUCUCGCACAGCAAACGCAAAAUACGGAUUUCCAAGCACCUCUGCGAAAAAAAAUUUCUAUUAGUAACGGAAUAUUAAGUAUUGUGGACCGCAGCUCUGCAACACCAGAAACCAUCGAUCCAGUCCAAUGUAACGACUCAACGAGUGCUGACGAUACUUCAACGAUUAAUAGCCAUGUCGUUCGAGGAUCCUUGUCGAAUGUUUCGACCGCAAGCUCUAACGAUACGUUAAUAUUGGAGAGUUCAGAAAACUUUCCUGUUCCUGAGAGAAGUCGAGUGAAGCGAUCUGGCACAAAGCGUCGGAAGCCAGGAAUAAAACUGACAGUAUUGUCGGUAAGCAGCAACGAGGGACAAUCAAUAACUGUAGAAUGUCAGCUCGACACCAGCAAGCAAAAAACCGUCACUUUCAAAUUCGAUCGAGACGAUAUGGUUCCCACAGACAUCGCGAAUAACUUGGUCGGAGAAAAUCUACUUCCGCAAUCACAAUGUGAAACUUUCAUCGAACUUAUUGAGGAUAUAGUGAAACAGCUUAGAUUGGAUCCUAAGCUAAGCCUUCCGUUGGUCGCACACGGGCCUCCUGAUCAAUCGGCUGGUGGAAGUCCUGUUACUAGUCGGCGCCCCAGAGAUCGCGAUCACAGUCUCGAUGCAUCAAAGCAGGUGAGGCAUGGCUCGCUGACUCGUCAGAGCAGCCACCGAUCUUCGUACAAAGUUCAUCGCAGGCACCGUUCGCGAGAUGAAACACCAAACGCCUCAACGCCAACGAAGUUCUUACCAAUCGAUCAAAUAAUUUCGAACAUCACAUCCGUCAUACCAUUAGAACCGCGGGUACAAAAUGUCCAAUCACCGGAUGGUCUAAAUAUUUCACAAAUUGCAAGUACAGGAGACAGCAGUAUUUCGAUCGAAGUUUCACGUCGAUCAUCUACAUCAACGCAGAAUACUGAUACAUUAACACCUGUAAAUUUGUCGAACGACUUUUUAGACGUUCAUGAAAUUACCAAUGGACUGUUAGCGAAUACCGAUAUUACAAUAUUAUCAUAUGAUGGCACUUCUAUUUCGAGUCCGAGUGACGAAGCACCUCUGGGUAGUAAACAGAAAAUUUGUGAUUGUGAAUACGAACUUGCGAAUCAAACUGGUAUAAGUGGAUUAACAUUGCAAACAAGCAUAGAACCCGCUAUUUGCGAGACAACCACAGUUGUACCUCCAGAAAAAGAAAUAAACUUUGAAGACAUGAAGCGUGAAAAUGCAGUAUUGAACGACAAUGCAUGCUCAGCUGCUAACAAAGAGACUUCCCAACUAACCGCAGCUCCACCGAUGCGUAAGAUCUCUCGAUUUCUCGUUAGUCCUGUCAUCGAAAAGCAAUCAUCGAACGAGGUGGAAAGUCAUGAUUUACUGGAGCAAGUCCGAUCAAAUGAUGAUAAUUUCGAAAAUGAUGCAAAAAAUUUUACCGCUUGUUCGAUGUUGAUGUCGUCUGAGGCGGCUCAACAACCUCUGCAACUACCGCAAAAAUCGCGUGAAAUAACUGAGCCAUCAACAUUUUUUGCGGAGCUGCAACAUUUACAUGAGCAACGGCAGAAAAUGGGUAGUCUUGUGAAUUCUAUGGAAAAUUUUUUGCAUCUAUCAGAAGAAUCAGUUGGAGUAGCUCAACAGCAAACGUGCUAUGUACCGUCUCAACAACUACUUGGGCAGGCCCAAGCAACGUCCACAGUACAGACUAUGGAAGAAAAUUUACUGAUUCCAACACGCUCGCAGCAAAAAGUAAACACUUAUGAAAACAUUCUUCCUGUUAAGUCCAACGUACUUAUCAACGACCAGGAGGAUACUCAACAGACUCAGCCGUCGCAAGAUAUCUCUCUUUCACACAUUCUGGACCAAAUUGAGUUUGAAGAUAAUGGUGACGGUCAUCUACAGGAUGAUUCAAAAAAGAUAUUAGAAAACCAACAACAUGUUCUUCAGCAUGUUCACCCCCAAAAUACGGUACCAAAUAACAUUUCAACAGGUUCCGAGAUAUCUGUGGAUUCUGAAUUUUUGGAAAGUGCAGACUUGCCUUCAUUAUCGACAAAUGGACAACUCGACAAGAUACAAGAUUGUCAGGGACAAAAUGAUGGUCAAAAUUUACCUGUCAAUGUGAUCGAACGAAGUCAAUAUCAAAAUGUAAUUCCGUUGACGUCAUCCUACAGCAGUGGAAUCUCGACACCGGUGCAACAAAUUCUCUCUACUCAAACGAUUGCGGUAUCAAUAUCGAGCACCAUACAACAAACGCAAGAAACGGCACCCAAAAUAAAGACUAAGGAGAUCUCAUCGACGCUCCCUGAUCUUGCUCAAAAUCUUGCCAAUAUACUUUCAAAUCCAAAGACGAAAGUGCUAACAACACCCCAUGCCGUAUCGAAUCAGGCCAAUGAACAAAAUUCAAUUCAGCAACAACCACAACAAGCACAACCUGCAUUAUACCCAGAACAAUAUUUUCAACCGAUCCAACCAGAAGCUUCUGUUUCGUCGAUUUCCGCAGAAAAUUAUCAGCAAUUUCAGCUUCCGAGCGGUUUUAUCAAUAUGCAUAUGCAACAACUUUCUCAGAUAGAACACGAAAUCCAUAAAUCUGAAGAAAUGGAGCAACAGAUUGACAUUAGUCAGCAGGAAUCGGACCAGCAACAAAUAUUGGGACAAAAUCAAUCUCAAAAUCAAGGGGGUCUACCAGAUCAACACGAUUGGCUAAGUUCCCAAUGUCUUCCUAUAGACUUACCGAUACCUGUGAUUCCAAUACUUUCAGAAACACUGCUUGAAUCGUCUACAACGUGUACAUCAGACGAAAACUCACUCGCCGAGCAAUCUCUCGGGUCACAGUCUGAUAAAACGGUUCAGAUGACACAACAAUUAUCGCUUGAACCAACUCAAACAGUUGUUUCUCAACAAAGUGAACAAGUGCUGCCUGAACAGAUUGAUGGAUCAUCUACUGGCGAACAGCAACUCCAACAGUUAGAGAUCAAUUUUCAAGCACAUGCGCUGGAACAUCAUGUAUCGGAUUCAAUUGAAGAUACCAUAGAUUGCAAUACUAUUGCAAGCACUCCGAGCAGACGUACGAGCUCAGAUUGCCAAUUAAUUUUCUCGGAAAACGAAAGGCCGAGCAAUGAUGAAACACCUGAGCAAACUAUCGUCGAGCCCGGUGAUCCUAUGUUGAAUCAGCAUCCAUGGGGCCAACAGCAACAGCAAACGUUGCAGCAUCGGAAGCUAAGUCAACAAAAUUCAAUUGAAAAACCAACAGAAGUUUCCUAUACUGUUGUUACAGUUGGAGGUCCUCAAACUAUAGCAGAUCUCCAACAGAAACUACUCCAGCUGACUAGCCAACCAUUAGAAUCCGUAAAUACCGGUACUCCACCAAUUAGCCAUCCAGUUACACCUCACGGUUAUGCGUUUGGAUUGGCUGGAUAUGAAACCUACAUCCAUUCCUUGCAACAGAAGCUUAUCAAUGCGAGCGUACCGGUUCCACCGGCUCAGUCAUUAGGGCCACUGUCACCACAACCGAGUGCAUCAUAUUCGUUAUCAUCUGCUACGACUGACACCUCAGCCGGAAAUAUUUUUGAUAACGCGUUCGUCGAACAGAGUGUUGAUCACUUACUAGAUAGUCCGACUUCUGGAUCCAGUGUACAUGCCAUGAGCCCCAGUAAAGAAAAUGGCAAAUCGCAGAGAAUACAACGUUCAUCUUCUCGACUUCAGGAACUCGAACAAGAACUCGUGAAAAUUCAUCAUCGAGGUCCUGUUCAUCCAACGCCGUCUCCACAACCAUUGACUCCACCAGUUUCAACUACUUAUACGGAACACAUGCCGGAACAUGCACUUCUUGAAUCAUCUCACGAUUUAUUUACGCCACUGGAAACCCCGGCAUCUGCACUCUCAGUUGCAAGUGGAAUGAUGAAUACUCAUACCCCGGAUUCUGGAACCAGUACACCUAUCUUAUCGGAACUUGAAGACAAUCUCGAUGAGCAAGGCCUGCAGGAACCCCAACCAGCUCGAAAGAUAUCGAGAUUCAUGGUAUCAACAGUUGCUAGUCCUCCAGCAGAUGAAACUUUUUCCUACGAUUAUGAAGACCCACAGCAAUUUCAACAGUACGAAGAUGAUACAUCACAUAUUGCCCAAGAACACCACGUAGACGAAAUAUACGGUGGCCCAUUGCAAGCUACUCAUGGUUGGGAAAAUAAAUCGGUUCCUGUUCAAUCUCCGAUCAGUGCAUCACCAAGUGAGCUCGGGAAGGAGGAAAGACCAUCGGUUCCACUGACGCCAAGUGAGGAGUAUCAAUUACUCAUAAAAAGACAAACGAUGGAGCUGGAAUGUUUGCAGCGCAGACAUAGAUAUGAACUGGAGAAGUUUCAACAACAUCAGUUGCAACUACUGAUACAACAACAACAACAUCAACAACAACAACAACAACAAAAACAGGCAAGCUCACUCGAUCAGAAUCAACAUCAACCAUUGUUGUAUCACGCCGAGGGGACUCCUGUAUCUGGUCGCAGUCGUCCGACGGCGAUUGAAGAUUUCGGAAUGUUCAGGACACCAUCGCAUGCUACAUCCCUUCGUCUCACAUCAUUAUAUUCACUCGAUACAGAUGAGACCCUCCGCUUAGCUACUCAAAUACUUGACCAAGCGCCCCAAAGCUCACAACGUCGGCCCCCGGUUGAGCAAAACAACGUAGGCUCGCAAUACGCAAUGGAUUUUCCUAGAGCGGACUCUUCUCAAAAUGCUCUUACGAUCACAGGUACUACAACUUCGUCUCAAGUAUUGAAUGAAAAGGCAUUCUACAAUGAAGAUCCUAUGAACAUACGAUCACAGGAGCAGAAUUUAUAUGCUUCAAAUUCUUCCAAUCUUACCACGGCCCCGAGAAAAUCAGAAUCUCCUACGAGUACUGACAACCCCCGGUUGUCGAGCCCCGCUUCAGUCACUCUGACAUCGUCUUCAACGUCUACACACUGUGAUACUUUGGUUCAGAAUCAAGAGACAAUGUCAGAGAUCGUAAAUACUUACGCCACGUAUAUGAAGUUUCCUCUUUCUCCCGGUUGUGAUGUUGUAUACACAUCAACUGGUGAAUCUCAAUCACAACUUGUAACACCAGCGACACCGGAGCCCGGUGAUUCUUCUGCCGGCACACCGAACAGCGAGUUCCAUUAUUUCGAAACUACUGAUACGCAACCAGCUUCAUCACAAACAGAAUAACAAGAUGUUUUAGUUUUAUUCAUCAUCUGGCAGCAUAUGCAAGAGUUUUCCUGAAAGUGGUUAUGUUGUACUUCAGACAUUUUGGAGAGUACGAUUUUUUAUCGCCAGAGCUUGAGAUAUAUAGUGGUGUCUCUGAAAUAUAAUUAGGUAUGUGUCUAAUAUUUGUAGAUGCUCUUGAUUGGUAAAAAAUUUUUUCAAGAGUAGAAGCGUUUAAUUCGAUUGACCGAUGACGUCUUUUCUGCUGUGCUCUUUGGGGGCACAUCGCUAUUCAAGGAAUACUAUUAAUUCGAAAAUACAACUCUCUUAUGUGCCUAUCCAUGGAUGACACUUCUAGUUACUGUCAAAAGUAAAAAACCAUAUUCAAUCAUACCACGACGAGUCACAUAAUAAAUGACGGUUGAUGUCUAUCGACUAGAAACGUUUGGGACUAACUCCAUUCUGAAGUCUCCAGAAGAAAUACAUUUUUUGAAUAAAUUUAAACACCAAGUGCUUGAAAACAGAAAACCUUCUGCUUUGGAAUAAACUGAAUGUUAUUUAGACAUGGUAUAAAAGUUUCUUGAUGUGUUUUUAUUCCUCUGUUCAAGAUUCAUCUGUUGAUAUUAAAAAAUAUUCAUCAUCAAGAUUGCAAACUCAAUUCAAGAAUCAUGUCAGUCAUUGUCUUAAACGGGACAUGGGUUGAUAGUUACUAUCAAUUUGUGUGCGUCCUCCAAAAAUUAUCCCGUUUGUUUGGAUCUAUUGGAUCCAACAACGAAACAAAAUCAAAAGGGAUAUAAUCAGCUGAUACUUCGAUAAUUGGCAAAAGUUUAAUUUACGACAGAGGCCGCAUUUCUUUUCUGGACCGCAGACAAAUAAGAUGUUUUUGGAAAUAGCUGUAAUUGCUGUGUAUCUCAAAGAGUUUAUUGAAGAUUCAAUAUGACCGAUGCGGUUGGUAGAUUCCGAUCAUGUUUUCAUCAGACAAUGUGGCAUAUGAGUUGCAUGGAAAUUGAUCUAUUUCCACAUGCUUCGCCAGAAUUUUUUAGAACACAAACUGCUAUAAAACUAGAGGUUUGGAUAUCGUCAGCUGAUUUUAAGCAAUCGCAAUCCAUAUUGAACUAUCUUAACUCACUAUAGCGAAAAUAAAAAUUUCAAAUAAAAUAGAUAUCCUUUAUUCAUAUAAAAUAUUCUCUAGAUAUUCUUAUAAAAUAGACUCUAGAGAUCCUCAUUAAUAGUAUGUAUGGGUAUUCAGUAUUUGAAAAACAAUACUAGAAUGAUAUCACUGCAAUUACAUGAAAAUUCAAAUCAAGAAGUGACAUGAAUAAAAGAAAUAGCCAGAAGAUGAAAAGUACUGUGCAGUCAUUAGGCUAUUGAUCAGGUAAUUAAGAAUUGGUAAAUAAAAAUGAUCGCGCAUACAAAAUCUUUCCCCGUAUCUUUAUACGGGGAAAAUUUCAUUCCACGUUUGUGGAAUGAAAUAAAAUUAACUGAAAUUGAGUACCUCUUACGAUAACUAACUUAAAAUUAAUAGCUGCAAUUAUCAAAAUCGACAUGGAAAUAUUUCAUUCCCCAUGAGAACAAAACGAAUUGUGGAUGAAUGUAAAUCAGAACGUAUUAGAAACGAGCUUGCGUUCGUGCAAGUGCAAGCGUGUGCACAUGCGUAUGUACCAUAUCGAUAUUUAUGCGUACACGCUGGUAUGCGCGUGUUGAUUGUAUAAUAGUGUAAUAUUGUAAUGAUUUAUAAAAAAUGAUAAAGAAAGGAACGUCGAGGAGCACGAUUUAAAUUUUCGUGUGGGCCUCAGCUAGUCUUCGUGAUCGAAAUGGCAAUGUAAUCAUUCUGCUAGACAUUUUUGCAUGUAUAUCCGUCAACAACAGCUUUCCUCCUGAACUCCCAGUAUGAUUGUGGUUGUAAAACAAUUUUAAUGAAGAUAAUAAAUUAAUCGAUGGAUGAUAGUUUUAUGAGUGAUCGUGGAGUUGAAAAUACAGUGAGGAAGCCGCAAAUAAAGAUGGAAAUCAGAAUGAAUGCGCCAGAAUGAUUAACAUAUUAGUCACUGUUAUGCUUUAAUGUAUUUUUAGCGAUUCCAGCAACUUCAGUCGAAGGAGAAAAAUUAUAAUAAUUCAAUGAUAAAUAACAAACGAUAUUGUAAAAUGGAGAGGUAACGCCCGAAAAAAGUGAAGACGUUGCCGAAUGUUGAAAAAAAUUAAACGCAAUCAUAAUGUUA